Bufo bufo (common toad) is the source of this 2891-nucleotide messenger RNA. RefSeq names its product progesterone receptor (gene PGR). Gene Ontology annotation, cellular component: nucleus. Gene Ontology annotation, biological process: steroid hormone receptor signaling pathway; regulation of DNA-templated transcription. The transcript has 8 exons. The record is from RefSeq and is a predicted model, not a curated record. Bases 445 to 2640 code for a protein of 731 amino acids. Gene Ontology annotation, molecular function: steroid binding; DNA-binding transcription factor activity; zinc ion binding. NCBI's taxonomy places the organism in Eukaryota, Metazoa, Chordata, Amphibia, Anura, Bufonidae.
CAAAGAAGACGUUGAGGGCUGCAAGCUCAGAGACAGUCUCCUACACAGCAGCAAGAGAUCCACUGCACACAGAAGGCAAGCCAGUUUUGGAGGGGUGCAAGCUACACUAAGUGACAGUCUCAGCACAGUAAGAAGAGAUCAGUGCCAGCUUUCCAUGCCAAUCCCCUGCAUUCAGAGAGCAGAGAGAGUCUACAGCACAAGGGGUGCAGAGCAUUCCCAGUCUUUUCAGAGCCCAUCUACAAAACAAGCAGAGCAAGGCAGAUUUACUCAGCAGACACAGGAGGAGAAAAAGUACUGCGCAAGCAACAGGCAGCCCAGCCUGAUUAAACUUUAUCUGGAGAGCUUCAGCAUCAAGAAGAGCAAGCAGAGAUCACAGAGAGAAGGGCACUGAAGGGUUAGCUCCUGGUUCUCUGCCAGUAGGAACCACCUGAGUUCUCAGACUUCAUGAUAGCCACGCCAGGAAGAUUACUUGUUGAUAUGGAGGAUACAAAUAAGCAGUGUCCAGAAACAGCACAGGAUCCAGGGAUUGAAACCACCAGAUACCUGGCUAUAGGGUCCAGAUGCCAGGUGGACUUUUUGCAUGAAGUCACAGACCCCGGAGAGCUCUCAUUGGAUAGUCUUCUAUAUGGGAAGUCAGAGGUCUCCUGUGCCAAGAGAGAAGGGCCAGGAUCGUCUGAUAACAGUGAGCUGGAUAAUGUCCUGGACUGCAUUUUGGACUCUCCAACAUCAGACCAACGCCUAUGGUCUGAGUGUGGUAUUCCUGAGAUACAUGGGAUAGCAGAUAUUAAGACUCCUUGUGACUCUAAAGGUGGCAUGGUGGACAUAGGAGUCUGGACUGAAGCCUCAGGAUCUGGAAAGAAGGGAACUCUAGACAGAGCCAUCAUGGAGGACUUUACUGAGAACCAGUCAACUGUGAAAAGUGGUGUCUCAGGAAUUGCACAAAGUAGACAUCUACACCUGGCACCUGAAAGAAACCUCAUUACUUUGCCAAACUUGGAUAUGAAUGUGUUAUACCUAUCUGCUCAAGAAAGAGAGUUGGUAAAAGGAGGUGGCCAUGACCAAAGAUCAUCUCCCCUCAACCCAUCCCAGAAGCCAUCUUCAUACACAUCACAAAUCUCCAUUGUACACCCUGAAGAUGGACAGGUCAAGCAGGAAGGAUCUGGGGUCUUACUAUAUCAUUCCAAAAAAGAAAGACAGGAUUUUAAGUUACCCACCUCAGGUCCUGCGACCCCUGAACCCGAGGAGUCUAUGGAUUUUAUUCUCUGCAAAACUGAGUCUGCAACCAUCUACCAACCUUGUACACACAACAUGGGUAAACCAUCCGAAAACCAGAUCCAUGUUGCACCUUCAUCUUCUAGUUCAUCUCAAACCAUCUACCAGACUUUGAGUCUUAAUGGGCAACAACAGCAUUCUUACCAGGCAGGAGGAGUGAGCAGGACCUACCUACCCCAGAUUCCACUAUCAUAUGUACAGUACAUCAGGUCCGAAGAUCCAGAUGAAACACCACAGUAUGGCUUUGACUCCUCACCACUGAAGAUCUGUUUGAUUUGUGCAGAUGAGGCAUCAGGAUGCCAUUAUGGGGUUCUCACCUGUGGAAGCUGUAAGGUGUUCUUCAAGAGAGCCAUAGAAGGGCAGCACAACUACUUAUGCGCUGGACGGAACGACUGUAUUGUGGAUAAAAUCAGAAGGAAGAAUUGUCCGUCAUGUAGACUGAGAAAAUGCUGCCAAGCUGGCAUGAUUCUGGGAGGUCGGAAGUUCAAAAAGUUUAACAGAAUGAAACCAGGAAGAGAGAUGGAAACAGUGGUCCUUCAGCAGGCCAGGCCUCUCGAAAGUCAGCAGGCUCUGACCCGGAGACUAUCAAUAAGUCCAACUCAAGAAAUUCAGUAUAUCCCAGAACUGCUGCACAUACUACAAAGCAUAGAGCCCGAAAUGGUAUAUGCAGGGUAUGAUAACACUCAGCCAGAAACACCUAGUGCUUUGUUGUGUAGCCUCAACCAGCUGUGUGAACGACAGCUCCUCUGUGUUGUGAAGUGGUCAAAAUCUCUACCAGGAUUUAGGAAUCUCCACAUCGAUGAUCAGAUUACCCUCUUGCAAUAUUCAUGGAUGAGUUUGAUGGUGUUUGCUAUGGGAUGGAGGUCAUACCAACAUGUCAGUGGGCAGAUGCUUUACUUUGCCCCAGACUUAAUACUGAACGAACAGCGGAUGAAAGAUUCUUCUUUUUAUGCCCUUUGCCUCUCAAUGAGACAGCUGCCACAGGAGUUUGUAAAACUGCAAAUCACCCACGAGGAAUUCCUGUGCAUGAAGGCUCUGCUACUCCUGAACACAAUUCCUUUGGAGGGUCUUAAAAGCCAAAGUCUUUUUGAUGAGAUGAGGUCAAACUACAUAAGAGAGCUGGCGAAAGCGAUUAGCCUAAGACAUAAAGGAGUUGUUGCGAGUUCCCAGAGGUUCUAUCAUCUUACUAAAGUUAUGGACUCCAUGCAUGAGUUGGUCAAGCAGCUCCAUCUCUAUUGCCUCAACACCUUUCUCCAGUCGCGAGCGUUGAGCGUGGAAUUCCCAGAGAUGAUGACAGAAGUGAUAUCGGCUCAGCUACCCAAGAUCCUGGCCGGGAUGGUAAAACCGCUCGUCUUUCACAAAAAGUGAACGCCCCCUGCAGUUUCCACUGCUGACGUAUUUAUUGUCCCAUUGCUAAAGCUGCUCUUGGUGACUCCUGUCCCAUCCUAAUCCGUUACAGUUUAUGGCACUGCAGAUGGCCAGAAGAGCUAGCACUCAUAUAAGCCUCUGACCAAGGUUUCUUCUCGGAUUUGGUUAUGUUAUUUCCCACCAGCUGUAUCAAUGCUACACGUUCAGUCAUCGCCGGCUUCAUAUGCCGCUUUACAUGUACAAUGUUCUUU